UGGUAUGGUUGCCUCCGGCUGACGUCAUCCAGGGCGACGGAUGCUGAAGCGGAGCUUCGCUGCUAGACUCUCUUGUCUGCCUCGUAUUAAGAAGUGUUACACAGAAGAAAUACUGUUGUUGAGUGAGAGAGAUUGAAGAAUCUGCCAUUUACUGUAACAUUUCCAUGGAUGUGAAAGAGGAGAUGUGUGAGGCUGACAUGAAUUUAAUGGAGGAAAGGACCACAAAUGUUAAGGAGGAGGACUGCGAAUGGGAGAGUGUCCACUCUAAACAGGAGAGUCUGGGCAUUAAGGAAGAGGAAUGUGAACUGGGGUCAGUGACUAUUAAAGAAGAGGCUGAAGAGAAGUCUGUCAGCACUGAGAUACACAACUACAAAAGUAUGGAGAGUGUCAAGGAAGGUGACCUUUAUUAUGGACAUCAAGAUGAAGCAGGGACCGGGUUAGUCUCUGCACAUAGCAGACACUCUUUCUCUGCGAAAUCUUCUAACAAUGUAAAAUAUGAAUCGUUACAAUCUGACACAAAGCGGACCGAAGAAAUGUCAUCUCCUAGAACUCAGGAACAUCAGCCACCACCUGAAAAGUCAUCUAGAUCCAAAACAAGAAUCGAACGUCAAAGCUGUUCUGAAUGUGGGAAACAAUUUUCUGGCAUAAGUAAUCUUCAGAGCCACCAAAGAAUUCACACUGGGGAGAGCCCACACAGUAAUUCUCUUCUGACUCACAUUACAACUAACUCGGGAGUGAAGCCAUAUUGCUGUUCUGAAUGUGGCAAACAAUUUUCACGAAGAAACAACCUUUUUGAUCAUAAAAGAAUUCACACAGGGGAGAAGCCGUAUUGCUGCCCUGAAUGUGGAAAACGAUUCUCUCACUGUAGUUCUCUUCAGAAACACAUUAAAUCUCACAAAGAAGUGAAGCUGUAUUCCUGUUCUGAAUGUGGCAAAAAGUUUUCACAAAGAUGCCAUCUUCAGAGUCACCAAAGAAUUCACACAGGGGAGAAACCAUAUUGCUGCCCUGAAUGUGGGAAACGAUUCUCUCACUGUAGUAAUCUUCAGAAGCACAUUAAAACUCACACAGGGGAGAAGCCAUAUUGUUGUUCUGAUUGUGGCAAAAGGUUUUCACAAAGAUGCCACCUUCACAGCCACCAAAGAACUCACACAGGGGAGAAGCCAUAUUACUGUUCUGAAUGUGGUAAACAAUUCUCGCACAGUAGUACCCUUCUGAUACACAUUAAAGCUCACUCAGGAGAGAAGCCAUAUGGCUGUUCUGAAUGUGGCAAACAGUUUUCACGAAGAAACAACCUUUUGAUUCACAAAAGAAUUCACACAGGGGAGAAGCCGUAUUGCUGCCCUGAAUGUGGAAAACAAUUCUCUCGGCUUUGUUCUCUUCAGAUACACGUUAAAACUCACACAGGAGAGAAGCCAUAUUGCUGUUUGGAAUGUGGCAAACACUUUUCACAAAAAGGCCAUCUUCAGAGCCACCAAAGAAUUCACACAGAGGCAAAACCAUAUUGCUCUUCUGAAUGUGGUAAACACUUUUCAAAAAGACAUACUCUUCAGAUCCACCAAAGAAUUCACAAAGGGGAAAAGCCAUAUUGCUGCCCUGAAUGUGGAAAACAAUUCUCUUGCAGUAGUACUCUUCAGAUUCACAUUAAAACUCACACCGGACAGAAGCCAUGUUGCUGCUCUGAAUGUGGUUAAACGUUCUCACCGAGAUGUCAUCUUUAUAGCCAACAAAGAAUUCACACAGGGGAGAAGCCAUAACCGUUCUCAUACAGUAAUACUCUUCGGAGGCACAUUACAACUCACUCAGGAGGAAGCCAUACUGCUGUUUGGAACAUGGCAAACAGUUUUAAUAAAGAAAACACCUUUCACCUCACAAAAUAAUUCACACAGAAGAGAAGCCAUGUUCCUAUUCUGAUUAUGGCAUAGUUUUCAUUUGGAAACCAUCUUAAUUACCACAAAAGAUUUCACACAAGAGAGAAGUGUUUGGAUUAGAAAAUUUACCAAAGUAGCAUUCAUUAAUGGAAAGUUAAAGUCAACCUUGUUGAAGAUUAUCCAUUAAGAGAACUUGACCAAGAAGAUACUUAAGAAAUACUUGAUAUUGGCGCAGACAUAAACCAUAAAGACCAGAGACUGGAGAUCAGCAGUGAAUAUGCAAGGAUGGUAAAAAUUAUCCUUAGAGGUUCCUUGAGAAGGAACAAAAUACAAGUAGAUAAUCAGUUAGUAAAACAUGUCAUCUCAUCCAGCUUUGGGAAUAUAGUCUGGCCCCAGAAAGACCUCAACAGUCAGGAUGCAAAAACAAAGUUGCUUCAUAUCAACCAACUGACAAAACCAAUGCAUGCCAAAGCUUUACAUUACUAGGGCAGAAAGAGGAAUCCAACAAGUAGAAGUAAAUUACACAUGCAGAUCUGCAAUCAUAGGACUGUAAGCAUUCCUUCUCGGCUCGCGGGAUUUCCACUUUUGUAAAAUAUUAUAGCCUAAACUGUAAAGCCAAAAGCAACCUCCACCAUGUACCUUGGCUACACAAUCCACAAAUCUAAGGGAAUGCCUGAUAAUCAAACCAAAAACAAGAUAAGAAGGUACACCAGUAGAAGGAAAAAACCAACAACAACAACUGGAGAAACCACAAAAGCAAUGGGAAAUACACAGAUCUCUUGUGGACAGAUCUUAUGGACCCAAACCUGACACAUGAAUGGCUCAGGAGAGAAGCAAUGAGAUGCAUAGAUGAAUGAUUUUUUUAAUA
Molecule: messenger RNA, 2736 nt
Organism: Polypterus senegalus (gray bichir)
Lineage: Eukaryota; Metazoa; Chordata; Cladistia; Polypteriformes; Polypteridae
Product: gastrula zinc finger protein XlCGF57.1-like
Exons: 3
Coding region: 165-1691 (508 amino acids)
Source: RefSeq, a predicted model, not a curated record